This is a messenger RNA of Aplysia californica (California sea hare), 1587 nucleotides long. RefSeq lists its product as uncharacterized. Bases 568 to 1293 code for a protein of 241 amino acids. Lineage: Eukaryota; Metazoa; Mollusca; Gastropoda; Aplysiida; Aplysiidae. The transcript has 2 exons. The record is from RefSeq and is a predicted model, not a curated record.
AUGCAGAACUUUGUCCAAAGUUGAGAUGCAGAAAUAAUUCAAUGUCAAACUUCUUCUGAAUUAAGAUUCUAAGAAAAGAAACUCCAGUUUGGGACAAUUUAAGUGAACAAAAUUUGCCUUUAGAAGGCUCUAGGUUGCCUUUGCCUUUGUUAAUUUUGUUUAACAUUUGGCACCUUCGAUGGUUUUUUGUUGUGAUUGAUUUCAUAGAUCUUUUCACUGUGUAAAACGCCCACCUGAAAACAGGCGUUCCACCAGAGGACGGAGAGACACGUUUGACCGGCAAGAGAGGACGAGUCACUGGAGAGCCCGUCAUGAAGCCGGAAGACGUGGUCACUCAGCAGACCUAAAGCCAAGACUGGCCUGAGUCGGAUUUCCAGCAGAGACUGCCACAGUUCCCCUUCCCCAUCCCCUCCCUUGCAGAAGUUGGAAGUACUGGGCCUCAUCGUGGCGCAAGGGUGAACACCCUGUUCAAACCACAAUACACAUGUCAUGCUGAAACAGGAGCAGACUGUGUGGAGAGGUUUGAGCUGGGUGGCCAACACAGUACUACACUCACCAGUGUGAAGGAUGAAUGGAGAGUCUAUAGGGAAGAGGAAGGCAGCAACCCCCUCCUCUAGUUCUGUCCCUUCCUCAACAAACUUGCGGAAACUUUCACCUCCAAUGUCCACCCCCAACAUCAACAUGGCUGUCGACAAAGGCACGUUGGCGUGGAGUGGCAGUCUCAAGUCUCAGCUACCCAGUGUACUGCCCAGACAAGCCAGGCAAGUUUGGUGUCAAGAUAAUUCCAGCUCUGUGACUUCAGCAAUGCUCACUGCACACUUGCCAAGUACUCUGAUAAAAUUGGAGCCCUUCGAUAUUUUAUUUCAUAAUCUGUUCUUGAACCCCAAGUGGAUUUACACAAAUCAGGGGGGGUUUUUUGGAGAUAAAUUGAAGUCCAUUCCCAUCAGUUAUGCGCAGCUUAUUGUAAAUGACAAGAAAUUACGUUGGUUUAUUUGCAAUAUUUGUCUGACUUACUGUAAUGAAGUGAAAAUACACGUUUUUAUCUUUGUGUAUUUACUACACUAUUCUAUCAUGGGUUAUUUGCUACUUACGGUAUGUAAUGUGAUCUACCGCGGUUCUGGAGACUCCAUUUUUUCCUGGACACAUGACAACAACCCAGCAGACAGGGAUCAUCCAGCAACAGACGUGCUUACACUUACAGAUUUAACAACAAAGGACAAUGCUGAUGACAAGGAAAAUGAAACUGAUUCCUCGGACAGAGCGGUGUUGACACAAGAAAUGUUUUUUGCUUAAAGUGCACUUCAUCUGUACCUGCAAUAGAAAUGUCGACUGUUGUGACCCCAGCACGUCACUGACUUCAGCACUUGACAGCCAUGGAAGAUGUAAUGGUGAUGAGCUGAUGGAAAAUUAACAGACAACGAUUUUCAACUUCUAUCAACAAAAGUGGCGACAUCUAUGAGGACAGGAGAUAGCUGGGAGAUGCGGGCCCAGGGACUCUCUUGAACUCAUCAUAAAGCUCACAGCUACUAGUAGUAACUACUGAGUUCCAUCUAGUUGUGGAAUCCUCUCUCCAACAAAAGCAAAAAA